Messenger RNA from Daucus carota subsp. sativus, 4006 nucleotides. Its product is annotated as MDIS1-interacting receptor like kinase 1. Gene Ontology annotation, molecular function: protein kinase activity; protein binding; ATP binding. NCBI's taxonomy places the organism in Eukaryota, Viridiplantae, Streptophyta, Magnoliopsida, Apiales, Apiaceae. Gene Ontology annotation, biological process: protein phosphorylation. The transcript has 2 exons. Bases 873 to 3947 code for a protein of 1024 amino acids. The record is from RefSeq and is a predicted model, not a curated record.
UAACAAUAACAUUAUCCUUGAAUCCCUUCAUAGUUGCAUUAUGCAAUUUUACAUAUAACUAAACUUUUUCUGUUUCUAUAUGCAUUCUACCUUAAUAUUACAAAUUACCAAGUUAAUGACAAGGCAAAAGUUUAUCAUUUAAAAUCUGAAUGCUAGUUUACUUAUAUAUUAUGACUAGCAUAAUAUUUGUUUGAUUGUGGACCUAAAGAUGAACAUUGAGUAGUCUUAACUCAUAAACCAAACAUCUUUGUCAUUCUUGGAAGCUACACUAAAUUGGGCUACUACAAGGAUUAGUAUUCUAGGAAUGUUUUAACAACUGAGUUUAGCUUAUGCAGCUUUUGGGUACCACUAAAAGUGCACAGUGCACCACCUUUUAAGAAUACAUGUACUAAUUCAAUCUACUCUGUCAAAAAGCACAAUCACAGUUUGCUAGCUAAAUGGCCAAGAUAUAUAAAAACAACAAUUUAAUUAUUGUAAUCCAAUCAAAAUUAUCAAAUUGACUAAUUGAAGGAGAAGAAACAAUGUACCAGUAUGGAACAACACAUUCUCUCCAUGUUUCAUGUCGGAAGUCAUUUGAAUAGUCCAAACCUUACAGCAUUACUUGCACAUUAACAGCUCCUGCAAAACCCAGGAUCUCAUCAGCUUUUACACAAUUAACUAAUCCAUAAUUAUUUCUGCUUAAAUCAAACAGAACCAACACUCACACAAGUAUAUUAACAACUCACUCCCCAAUCUUCACUUCAUUACUUCUUUUUCAACUCAGUACUUUCUGUAUCCUCAAAAAAAACUCACCUGGGAUUUCUUCUGAGAGAUGGUCAGUGAUCAGUUAAUGAUACAAGGAAAUAAGCUGAUAAUUUGAAUUUAUUGGCAAUAUGAAGUGGCAAUUUACCUGUCUCUUCUUGUUAUUCAACUGUUACAUUUUCUGCAACAGUUUUAGUCAUGCUGAGGUGGUUGGGAAGGUUGAGGUUGAUAGUGAAGUGUCAAUUUUACUAUCGAUAAAAGAGAAGCUGAUUGAUCCGUUAGAUCAGCUGAAAGAUUGGAUAUCACCAGACAAAGGUAUACAGAACAGUUCAGUUCACUGUAAGUGGACUGGAGUGAGCUGCAACUCUAUUGGUGUGGUUGAAAAGCUUGAUCUUUCCAACAAGAAUCUUAGUGGCAUUGUAUCGAGUGACAUUCAGAAACUGCAAAGUCUCGCUUUUCUUGACUUGAGCUGCAACGGGUUCUCAUCACCAUUGCCAAAAUCUUUAUCCAGUUUUAAUGCACUCAAGAUCAUUGAUCUCAGCCAGAACAGUUUUGUAGAAAGCUUUCCACUCGGGCUAGGGAAUGUUGUUGGCUUGACUGCGCUGAAUGCUUCUAGUAAUAAUUUCUCAGGCUAUCUUCCUGAGGAUCUUGGAAAUGCAACCUCCCUUGAAAGCCUUGAUCUCAGAGGAAACUUUUUCGAAGGUUCCAUCCCAAAGUCUUUCAAGAACUUGGGUAAACUGAAGUUUCUUGGUCUUUCAGGUAAUAAUAUCUCUGGCAAUAUACCUCCAGAGCUAGGCCAACUUUCUUCAUUGGAGAGUAUUGUCAUCGGAUACAAUGAUCUUAGAGGCGAAAUCCCAGCAGAGUUUGGAAAUCUAACUAAUCUCAAGUACCUUGACUUGGCCGUUGGUAAUCUUCAAGGUGCAAUUCCACCUGAAUUGGGGAGGCUGGAGCUACUUGAUACAGUUUACCUGUACAACAAUAAUCUUGAGGGUAAAAUUCCACCAGAAAUAGGCAACAUUUCAUCGCUAAUGUUCUUAGAUCUCUCUGAUAACAUGUUAUCAGGAGAAAUUCCAGCAGAGAUAGCUGAUUUGAAGAAGUUGCAGCUCUUGAACCUGAUGUGCAACCACUUGUCUGGCUCAGUCCCUUCUGGACUAGGAGGAAUGCCUGCUUUAGAGGUCCUAGAGUUAUGGAACAACUCCAUUUCAGGUACUUUGCCAAGUGAUCUUGGCAGGAAUUCACCAUUACAAUGGUUAGACAUAUCGUCUAAUUCAUUUUCAGGUCCAAUUCCAGAAAGUUUGUGCCAUAAUGGCAAUCUUACUAAGCUUAUUCUUUUCAACAACGGUUUAUCUGGUCCAAUUCCAGCAGGUUUAUCAGGUUGUAUGUCCUUGAUUCGUGUGCGGAUUCAAAAUAAUAACCUCUCUGGAACAAUACCAGUGGGAUUUGGGAAACUCCCAAAAUUUCAAAGACUAGAAUUAGCUAAUAAUAGUCUCACUGGACAAAUCCCAAAUGAUAUUGUCUCUUCAACAUCAAUUUCUUUCAUCGACUUAUCACAUAACCAUCUUCAAAACUCUCUUCCUUUCUCCAUUCUCUCAAUACCCAAUCUUCAAAAUCUAUUGGUAUCUAACAAUGAAUUGGUAGGCGAAAUCCCGGACCAGUUUCAGGACUCUCCUUCACUUUCAAUACUCGACCUGUCCUCAAAUCAUUUUACUGGAAGCAUUCCAGCUAGUAUUGCUUCAUCUGAGAAACUAGUCACUCUUGAUCUUGGAAACAAUCAAUUAUCAGGACCAAUUCCGAAAGCAAUCGCAAUGAUGCCCACAUUGGCAAUUCUUGAUCUAUCAAACAAUUCACUGACUGGCGGGAUACCUGGAACUUUUGGGAAUUCUCCGGCUCUAGAAGUGCUGAAUGUAUCCUACAAUAAGCUAGAGGGUCCUGUUCCGGAAAAUGGAAUGCUCAGAACAGCCAAUCCAAAUGAUCUUGUGGGCAAUGCUGGUCUCUGCGGUAGCAUACUACCUCCAUGCUCACAUGACAUGGCAUAUACAUCCGGGCAGGGAAGAUUUCACGCAAAACACAUCAUUGGUGGAUGGGUCAUCGGAAUCUCAACUCUACUAGCUCUUGUAAUAGCAGCUUUUGGCGCAAAAACUCUUUACAACAAAUGGUACACAAACGGAAGUUGCUUUGAAGAGAAAUAUGAAUUGGGCAAAGGAGAAUGGCCUUGGAGACUAAUGGCAUUCCAGAGGCUUGAUUUCAAAAGCAAUGACAUUUUGGCAUCCAUAACCGAAUCAAAUGUGGUUGGAAUGGGGGCAACAGGAAUAGUAUACAAGGCCGAAAUGCAAAGGCUUAACACUGUUGUUGCAGUAAAGAAGCUUUGGAGAACUACAACAGAUAUUGAAAUGGGAGGUAGUGAUGAUCUAGUGGGAGAGGUGAAUUUGCUAGGAAGGUUGAGGCAUCGAAACAUUGUUAGGUUACUAGGGUUUCUUCAUAACAACGGCAAUGCCAUGAUUAUAUAUGAGUACAUGCAGAAUGGAAGCCUCGGAGAAGCUUUGCAUGGAAAAGAAGCAGGGACGUUGCUCGUAGACUGGGUUUUGCGCUAUAAUAUAGCUGUUGGAGUUGCUCAAGGACUCGCUUACCUGCACCAUGACUGUCACCCCUUGGUGAUUCACCGAGAUGUCAAGUCAAAUAACAUAUUACUGGAUGCAAAUUUGGAGGCCAGAAUUGCUGAUUUCGGAUUAGCAAAGAUGAUGCCUAAGAAGAAUGAAACGGUGUCAAUGGUUGCAGGAUCUUACGGAUAUAUAGCCCCAGAAUAUGGGUACACAUUGAAAGUGGAUGAGAAAAGCGAUAUCUACAGCUACGGGGUGGUUCUGAUGGAACUUCUAACUGGAAAACGACCAUUGGAUCCAGGAUUUGGUGAAUCUGUUGAUAUAGUUGAAUGGAUACGGAGGAAGAGGCUAGACAAUAAAGCAUUAGAAGAAACACUAGACCCCAAUGUAGGUAACUGCCAACAUGUACAAGAGGAGAUGCUUUUAGUGCUCAGAAUUGCUAUCCUUUGUACAGCCAAGUUUCCUAAAGACAGGCCUUCCAUGAGAGAUGUUAUAACCAUGCUCGGAGAGGCGAAACCUCGGAGAAAAAGUAGUAGCAAUACUUCAGGAAAUGCAGCUAACAAAGAUAAACCAAUUUUUAGCACCUCACCUGUAAAUGGCCUUCUUUAACGAAGCUACCAGAUGUUCAUUUAGUCAUUUGUUCGCCAAUGUAGAUAUUUUUUAUCUUU